Molecule: messenger RNA, 603 nt
Organism: Cryptomeria japonica (Japanese cedar)
Lineage: Eukaryota; Viridiplantae; Streptophyta; Pinopsida; Cupressales; Cupressaceae
Product: ethylene-responsive transcription factor ERF039-like
Exons: 1
Coding region: 1-603 (200 amino acids)
Biological process (GO): regulation of DNA-templated transcription
Molecular function (GO): DNA binding; DNA-binding transcription factor activity
Source: RefSeq, a predicted model, not a curated record
AUGGGGAAGGACAGUAGUAGUAGUGUAGAUGCAAAUAGGAAGGGAACAAAGCAUCCUACCUAUGUAGGUGUGAGAAAGAGGAAGUGGGGAAUGUGGGUAUCAGAAAUAAGAGAGCCAAGGAAGGAGAAGAGGAUAUGGCUUGGCUCAUUCCCCACUCCAGAGAUGGCAGCUCGUGCACACGAUGCAGCUGCGUUUGCCUUAAGAGGGGAGUCAGCCAAUUUAAAUUUCCCUGACUUAAUACAUUCUCUUCCUUGCCCUGCAACUUCAUCUGCAACAGACAUUCAAGCGGCUGCAGUCGAGGCUGCAUACUCUUACUCUCAACAGCCAGUGGAACAAGAAGCACCACAGCUAUGCUCCAACACCAAGAAUGAUGAUGGUUUUCUUGAUCCAGAGGUGUUUCCAGAAAAUCAAUCUCAAUCGACUAAUACUGCAGUAAACCAAAAUGACAAGAAUAUGAUAGUGGAUUCAUGGCUGGAUUGGCCAAGCUUGCUAAUGAACAUUGCAGAUGGGGUGCUGAUCGGAUCAUCUCUCAUCUUUGAUAACCCAUUGAUGGGAGAAAAAGAUGGAGAUAAUCAAUUUACACCUCUUUGGGGUUUUAAUUAG